Molecule: messenger RNA, 747 nt
Organism: Prorocentrum cordatum
Lineage: Eukaryota; Dinophyceae; Prorocentrales; Prorocentraceae
Source: the annotation of a GenBank genome assembly
AUGGUCCGACGUGGCCAGCUGCAGCGACGGGACCAGCGCGUGCGAGAGGGGCACGUAGUGGCAGUGGGCGCGCGCACUGCCGAGCGAGAGGCGGGAGGCGAGGCUGGAGCCCGACGUCAUCUCAGCUACAGCGGUGGGAUCAGCGCGUGCGAGAAGGGCGGGCAGUGGCAGCGGGCCCUGGCGCUGCUGAGCGAGAUGCGGGAGGCGAAGCUGGAGCCCAACGUCGUCAGCAACAAUGCCGCGAUCAGUGCGUGCGAGAAGAGCGGACAGUGGCAGCGGGCAAUGGCGCUGCUCAGCGAGAUGAGGGAGGCGAAGCUGGAACCCGACGUCAUCAGCUGUAACGCCGGGAUCGGCGCUUGCGAAAAGGGCGGGCAGUGGCAGCGGGCAAUGGCGCUGCUCAGCGAGAUGAGGGAGGCGAAGCUGGAACCCGACGCCAUCGGUUACUGCGCCGGGAUCAGCGCCUGCCAGAAAAGCGGGCAGUGGCAGCGGGCCCUGGCGUUGCUCGACGAUGUGCGGGAGAUGAAGGUGUUGCCAGACGUCAUCAGCUACAGGCUCGCAGUCAAUGCGUGCGAGAAGGGCGGACAGUGGCAGCAAGCUCUCUUCAUGCUCAGGAGCAUGUGCUUGAGAAGGCUCGAUGCGGACUUUAUUGCCUACGGGAUUACAGCUGGAAUGUGCGAGCAGGGCGGACACUGGAGACAGGUGCUGUCAUUACACAUGGAGGUGCGCGGCUUGCUCGCAAUGGAAUGA